Messenger RNA from Dendroctonus ponderosae (mountain pine beetle), 3444 nucleotides. Its product is annotated as probable E3 ubiquitin-protein ligase makorin-1. Gene Ontology annotation, molecular function: metal ion binding; ubiquitin protein ligase activity. The transcript has 7 exons. NCBI's taxonomy places the organism in Eukaryota, Metazoa, Arthropoda, Insecta, Coleoptera, Curculionidae. The record is from RefSeq and is a predicted model, not a curated record. Gene Ontology annotation, biological process: protein polyubiquitination. Bases 177 to 1589 code for a protein of 470 amino acids.
GACUUGACAUUUAAUGGCAGAUGGCAGAAGGUGCUUCGCAAUCUUGCAUUUGCAUCACAUUUGCAUUAAAUGUAAUGGUGGUUAGUUGUGUGUAUAGAUACGGUGGUGGUACAGUUCUUUUAUGAUCGUUCCACAAGCAAAAGGUUGAAUUUGGUUCCAGGUUUUUUGUAAUUAACAUGGCGGAUAGUGCCCUGGCCGAUGGAAAUGUGCAUCAAAGAUAUUGCUUGCAAUUCUACAACAAUAGAUCUUGUCCAUAUGCCGGCAACUGUCCAUACAAUCACAAACUGCGUUAUGAAGUGGAACCAGUCGCAUUUCUGAAGGGCGCCGAUUUUUUCUUGGGGGAGCUGCCUAUCCCAGCAAACCAAAGACCCUGCCAUUUUCACAAAAUUGGUCAAUGUUUAUACCAAGAUAAAUGCAGGUUUUUGCAUGAUAAUGAUGGCAGUUUAAGAGGCUACCACAGUGUUGAAGGAACAGGCCCAAUUUGCGCUGUUCUUAAAUCUCAGCCCCAGGAAAGUGUUGCAUUCAGCAUUGUCAAUCUGCCAUCUACAUCAUCACAAUCAAAUUUGGAUGCCACAUGCCUAACUGUUGAGAAAGAGUGUGCAUCAUCUGAGGCAUGCAGUGUGACUUCAGAGAAUAAUGAAUUACGAGGGGAGCAGGGAAGCGAACAGAACCUGGAAGGUGAAGCGGGCGCUUGUGCGUCUCCCCCCUUGGUCAUAGUCAACAACAAAAAUUGGGUUGACGCCCCAGAAUUUGUGCCACGAAGCAAACCGAAGAGUUACGCCCAGGUAGUGAGUCCAGAGAGUUUGGCAGAUAAAGGGGACCACCGACGGCUCUGUCCUUACACUACAAAAGAUGGAAUAUGUGUUAACGUGGCAACAUGCACCAAUGUGCAUGGAGAUUUCUGUGAUAUGUGUGAGAGAUUUACUUUACAUCCUUACAACGAAGAGGAGAGGAAGCGCCAUAAACAGGAAUGUAUAAAGCAGCACGAGAAAAAUAUGGAGUUGUCAUUUGCUAUUCAGCGAUCAAAGGAAAAAUCCUGUGGCGUUUGCUUUGAGAUCAUCAUGGAAAAGGCAACGGGAGAACAACGGUUCGGAAUUUUACCCAACUGCAAUCACUGCUUUUGCUUGACUUGUAUUCGAAAGUGGCGCCAAGCAAGGCAAUUUGAAAAUAAAAUAAUUCGAGCUUGUCCGGAGUGCAGAGUCACCUCAGAUUUCGUCUGUCCUAGCAUGUAUUGGGUGGAUACCAAAGAAGACAAGGAAAAGUUAAUUGAAGACUACAAAAAGGCGCUCUCCCGCAAGGACUGCAAAUACUUCAAGCGCGGGGAAGGAAAGUGUCCAUUUGGAAAUAAAUGCUUCUACAUGCAUGCCGCUCCAGAUGGAAGCAAAAUCGAUGUCGGACCUCCGCCGCGGCAGCGGCGACAAAGACAUGCUGAUACGGAUUUGGAUGUACUUCAAGUUAUGCUAUGGGAUUUUCUGGACGAGAGAGAAUUUCCAUGGCAUUCAUUAGCAGAUGAUCUAGAAGACUUAGUCUCGUUUUUUACGGAUUCGGAUGAGUCCGAUUGGUCAGAUUAUGAAUUGUUCGUCGAUUAGUCUUUGCAGAUAAUGUUUCAUGUUUAUCCAAUUCACUUUGACAACUUCAUUCGUAUAUACUUCUACGUUUUUCGCUACGAUGGACAUGAAACAGAUUCUUCAAUGAUGUUUUUCUGAAACAAAUGUGGUAGCUUCUGUUUGGUGGAUAUUACAUUUAUACUGAGUAAUGAGACUGUUUUGCUUUGCAGUAGCCUUUGAAUAUUAUCCACCAUUGGGAAAGCUUGAAAUCAUGGGUGCCACAACAUUGUCAUUAUCUUAUUAUACUUAUUGUUGAUAUAUUAGUUCGGUUUUAUAUCAUCACACCUACAUGGUCUUAAGUUUGUUCCAUUCGAAUAUAAAUUAUUUUCAAUGUUUAUAAUAUAUUACUCAAAAUAUUGCAUAUGAAUAGUUUAAUGCGUUUUUAUACUUAUCGUUCAGGCGACUUACGUUAAUAUUUAUUAUAUGUAAGAAAGUUGUAGGACCCAGCGAUUCAAGUUAGUAAGUGUGAGUAAGAAUAAAUAUUGAUGUUGAAUAUGAAAUAACUAGUACUCUUUAUUUGUUGAAUCGUUUGUUUAUGUGCAGCUACCUAAUCUCAUCUUAUUUUCUGGCUCACUUGAUACUACACGAUUUUAUUGUACAGACUCAAUAGGCAAUAGAUAGAUAGACUUUUAACUGUUUAAACUCGAAGAAUACCAUAUGAGAUAUAAUUACAACUUUCCAAUCCAGGUCAGCAGUCAAUGAAGGCAGAUUUUUAAUAUAACUUCGAGACAUCAACACAAUAAUGAAAGGGUAAAACAAUAAUAUUCCAGUUUUUCUUUUAAGCAAGAAGUACCAAUAAAGUGUGCUAAUGCGGCCAUCAUUACCUUUUAACAAAAUAGUCUCAGAUCCUAGUUAAAAAGAAAACUAGAUGUUCGGAAUUGUUGUAUUUAUGUGAUAUCAAUGCAAAUACUUAAAGCAAAGCAGGUAAUGUAUGCCGUUUUUUCGUUAGUACCUACUUUAGUGUACAAGGUUUUUGGUAUUUUAAAAUUUAGUAAUUGUGAUCUCAAUUAAAUUUAAUAUUGCAACAUGUAAAUUGAAAAUUUCUUUUUUUAUAGUACCUACUGUUCUAAUGAACUAAGAGAGCUUUUAAUCAAUUGAGAACACACUCAACCUGUUACAGUUUAUAAUUAUAUUUACUCUUACUAAAUGUUUGUUGUGAAAUGUUGGCUGCAGUAUCUUAUGUUCUCAUAGUAUUCGAUUGGUUGAAUUAUGUUUGACACCUGUAGAACAUACAUUUGGUGUAAAAAAUAGCAUCAAUUUUAAAAUACUCUUCAUUAAUUGAUCGGAUUAGUCUGAGGGCAUAAGGAUAAAAGAAUUAUGCUAUAUAUGUAAUACGAUAGAAUGCAACUUAAGUUUAAAUGUAUUCUAACUUUUCAUUUUACUGAUGUUAUAUGAAGUGUUUUUAAAUGUAUUAAUUACAAGAUUUGAAAGUUUUAUUAAAAUGUUUAAUUUAUUAUCUCGCUUUAUAUCUUGUUUCGUUUUUCGAAAUUACACAUUGAGAUUGGUUGUCAAUGUAUUAGAUCUUCUGUUCAUCUAGUAAAAAUCAUAACAUCUGAGUGAAAUAAAGCCGCUUAGUUAAGUUUUGCAUAACAAUGGGUUAAGUAGUGAGAGUAUAUUGUUUACCACAAUGUUAGUUUAAUUCCAAUGUUUAAAGUUAACAUUCAGGAAGUGAAUUGCCACCACAAUGUAUGCGAUCCCUAAUGAAAUUUCUAUGCUUCCUUUCAUUCAUUGUAUGUAUUAUCUCAAAUUUGUUUAAAAUUGUUUAUAUUGAUCAAAAGUAUCUGUAUGUGAUGAUGGUAGUAAAGCAUAGAUAUGCUAAAUAAACCAGUUAAAAUUC